AUGAAGAGGUCAUGUAGCUCAAGAUAUUAUAUCUUUUGGCUGAUCAAUCUAUUCCUGUUGGUUUUGACAGUAAGGUCCCAACUGACAACAGACUUCUAUAAGUCAUCUUGUCCUAACCUUUACAAAAUAGUAAGGAGAGAGGUUCAAAAAGCUCUAAUAAAUGAGAUGCGAAUGGGUGCUUCUUUGAUUCGUCUUCACUUUCAUGAUUGCUUUGUCAACGGUUGUGAUGCAUCAAUACUAUUAGAUGGUGGUGACAAUGGUGAAAAGUCUGCUCUUCCUAACGUGAACUCCGUUAGGGGAUUUGAUGUUGUAGAUACAAUCAAAAGCUCCGUGGAGAGUGCAUGUAGCGGGGUUGUCUCUUGUGCUGAUAUAUUAGCCAUAGCUGCCAGAGAUUCUGUUUUCCUAAGUGGUGGUCCUUCAUGGAAUGUUCUGCUAGGACGAAGAGAUGGAACAAUCUCAAACGGAACACUGGCAAAUCUGGUGCUUCCUUCUCCUUUUGAUCCACUUGAUACUAUCAUUUCAAAGUUUACUGUUGCAGGCCUCAAUCUCACAGACGUUGUUUCUUUAUCAGGUGCUCAUACUAUUGGACGAGCAAGGUGUGCAUUGUUUAGCAAUAGAUUGUUCAACUUCUCUGGAACAGGUUCACCAGACAGUACAUUAGACACUAGCAUGCUCACUGACCUGCAAAAUUUGUGUCCUCAAAAUGGAGAUGGAAACACAACUGCUGUUCUUGAUAGGAACUCAUCGGAUCUAUUUGACAACCACUACUUCAAAAACUUGCUCAAUGGGAAGGGCCUUCUUAGUUCUGACCAGAUUUUAUUUCCUAGUGAUGAGGCUAAUUCCACUACUAAACCUUUGGUCCAAAGCUAUAGCAACAAUACUGGACUUUUCUUUGCAGACUUUGCCAAUUCUAUGAUCAGGAUGGGGAAUAUAAAUCCAAAGACUGGAUCUGAUGGAGAGAUUAGGAAGAACUGCAGAUUGAUAAAUUCAUAG
Messenger RNA from Gastrolobium bilobum, 993 nucleotides. RefSeq names its product peroxidase N-like. Lineage: Eukaryota; Viridiplantae; Streptophyta; Magnoliopsida; Fabales; Fabaceae. The coding region runs from base 1 to 993 and encodes 330 amino acids. The record is from RefSeq and is a predicted model, not a curated record. The transcript has 4 exons. Gene Ontology annotation, molecular function: peroxidase activity; heme binding. Gene Ontology annotation, biological process: response to oxidative stress; hydrogen peroxide catabolic process.